Molecule: messenger RNA, 1955 nt
Organism: Malaclemys terrapin pileata
Lineage: Eukaryota; Metazoa; Chordata; Testudines; Emydidae
Product: receptor-transporting protein 3-like
Exons: 2
Coding region: 131-826 (231 amino acids)
Biological process (GO): protein targeting to membrane; detection of chemical stimulus involved in sensory perception of bitter taste; protein insertion into membrane
Molecular function (GO): olfactory receptor binding
Source: RefSeq, a predicted model, not a curated record
UCCUGAGACGGUAGCAACGAGGCAAAGGAGCCCACCUGUGCAAGGCUGUUCCUCAGAGAGGGAGGGGACGGUUGCAGAGCCGGAGCCCCCCCCCCCCUUAAAUAAGUCACAUUCCUGGUUCAGACAAUAAAUGCUGCUGCUCAAGAGAGGUUGUAAAGGGGAAGGUGAGAACAUGAAAACCUGGCAGCGGAUGUUUGAUCAGAAGAUGGAAUGGGAGAAGCCAAAUGACACCUGGUCUCUCACCGUGGAGGAUAACCUCAGUCCUCGAAACCCAGAACGCCGAUGGCACCUAUACCAGCAGAGAAAAGCAUUUGCCAGGUUUCAGUGCUCAUGUUGCACCCGUCACUGGCCAUCAGCUCAAGUGCUCAUUCUCUUCCACAUGCACCUGGACCGCAGCCAGCGCCAGGGGCAGGUAAAGAUGAGGGUCUGUGGGCAGAAGUGUAAGAAGUGUCAUGGAGCGAAGUUUGAGAUGCCCACGUUCAGCCAGGAGAACAUCGAGAGGAUCCUGGACAAGCUGGUGCUCAAGGUCCGUGAGAAAUGCUACCGAGAGUCCAUCGCAAACCGUGAUUUAGCUGACCCCGUAGUCGAAGAAGAUGUGGAAGGGCCACAUGACAUGACCCGUUGUGAGGCGUGUGCUCUGGGGAUCUGUUAUCUGAAGAUCCAGCCCUACUCAUCUAGCUACGGAUUCGUUCGCCCCACUUCUCCGGCUGCGGCUUCUCAGCCUGGCCAGCAGGCUUGGUGGGGAGCAGACGCAGAGAGCGACUGGAAGCUCUUGUGUUUUGUGGUGGUUUUGCUCAUCUUUGCUGUGCUUUUUAGUGGGAAGUAGGCAAUUCAGUGCUCAGAAUGGUUCCCUAAUAUUAUCCACACUGGUUGCUAAUGCACCUUCCCUUUUUCAUGGAGAAAAAAAAAUCUGGCCUGCACCGUUUGCCUGGGAAAUCACCAUAUGCUUAAUAUUACCAUGAAAUGCUUUAGAGAGACUGAUCAUGCCCAUGCGUCAUGCACCAGGGUAAUAAACAGGGGCUGUAAAAAACAGGCCUCCUCAAAAGCAAGAGGGCACAUUAUGCCCCUUCUUGUUGGCACCUGUGCCCCCCUCUGGAGGUUUGAUCCAGUGCCCAGUGGAAUGAAUGGAAAGACUCCCACUGACUCCAGUGGGCAUUAGAUUGGGCCCUCUGCCCCGUCAAAUCCUCAUGCUCCAUCUCUAUGCCUUGUACCCCCCUGAGAGGGGAAGGGUAGGACCCCAGAGGGGGCUUUGCUGCCCGAGGAGAGGCUGGACUUGAGAGUAACUGCUCUUGUGUGCAAGAUGCAUCCUGGAUCGUCUGCACAACUGGAGGGCCAUUUCCCCGUCCCUUCUGGGGUGGCGGGAGGGGUAAACGCCAGGAGUCAGAGCCACGUAGCUCCAUUGCUGAUUUCACCAGCUGAGGAGUUAAUCGAUCCCCGGAUAACUUGCCCCUUCCAUGGGAGUGGGGCUGAUGUAUGCCUAGAUUUGAGUAGAGUCCCCAGUGGAGGAGAUUGGCACUGGGGCAGGCCAGAAGCAGGGACCAUGUUCACAGGACAACGAGUUCAGAUCCUUAAUGACAACCUUCUUGGGCAUUGUAUACCUGGGUGUUUGCAUGGCAGGAAACAAGGGGCUGCUCGUCAAUCCCUGGUCACAUCCCUCUUUGCAGUGUGCUUUUCUGUCUCACAGACAGAAUCCUGGGCAGAGCAGCGGUCUGAAGAUGAAGGAGUUUCUUGGCUUGGUUUACAUGUAACUAGGAAAAGGCAAUUCCGUCCGUGUCCCUGUUGAAAAACGGCCCCUGCUGAGUUUUAGUGCCUCUGCAAUACUAUAUAAGGACCUGUUCUGGAUAGAGUAGUUCCUUUUCCUGCUUCCUGUAUUUUCCAUGUUAAUAGACCAAUACUUGGCUUUGGUAUUUUCUCCUUAUUGUAUCAGUUCAAUAAAGCAUCACAUUUAAAUUGAA